UUAGUUCUAGUUGUCUAUGCUCUCACUCUCGUGGGCAACACAAUCAUCUUAAUGCUCAUAUGGUUGGAUGCCCAACUCCACACCCCCAUGUAUUUCUUCCUGAGCCAUCUGGCCUGUGUGGACCUCUGCUAUACUUCCAGCACCGUUCCCCAGAUGCUGACCAACCUUCAAAGCCCAGGACAAGCCAUCUCAGUGGUUGGAUGUGCCAUGCAGAUGUACAUCUUUCUGGCCUUGGCCACAGCAGAGUGUUUUCUCCUGGCAGUGAUGGCCUAUGAUAGAUAUGUGGCAAUAUGCCAUCCACUGCACUACACAGUCCUCAUGAACAAAAGAAUGUGCAUCUUUAUGGCCAUGACAUGCUGGACUAGUGGCCUUGUCCUCCCAGUGGCCCAUAUAGUUCUCACUUGGCAGUUGCCAUUCUGUGGCUCUAACCUGAUAGAUCACUAUUUUUGUGAAAUGCCAGCUUUGCUGAAGCUGGCAUGUGCUGAUACCAGAGUUAUUGAAAAGAUUACCUCUGUGGGGUGCAUUUUUACCUUGCUUAUUCCUAUCACUUUUAUCACAAUGACUUAUAUCCGCAUUCUAGCAGCCAUCUUGAAAAUCCAAUCCACACAAGGGCAGCACAAAGCUGUCUCCACAUGUGGUUCCCAUAUGAUAGUUGUAGCAUUUUUCUAUGGCAGUGCCAUAAUUAUGUACAUGAGACCUGAAUCCAGUCACUCUCCAGGCCAGGACAAAAUGAUUUCUCUGUUUUAUAGCAUUGUCAUUCCUUUGUGCAAUCCCAUUAUUUACAGUUUGAAGAAUAAGGAUAUGAAAACAGCUUUGGCUAAAAUCCUGCAGUUCUGA
Protobothrops mucrosquamatus (brown spotted pit viper) is the source of this 837-nucleotide messenger RNA. RefSeq names its product olfactory receptor 2A12-like. The transcript is spliced from 2 exons. The record is from RefSeq and is a predicted model, not a curated record. Gene Ontology annotation, cellular component: membrane. Gene Ontology annotation, biological process: G protein-coupled receptor signaling pathway. NCBI's taxonomy places the organism in Eukaryota, Metazoa, Chordata, Lepidosauria, Squamata, Viperidae. The annotation marks the transcript as partial. Gene Ontology annotation, molecular function: G protein-coupled receptor activity; olfactory receptor activity.